This is a messenger RNA of Zophobas morio, 504 nucleotides long. RefSeq lists its product as uncharacterized. Bases 1 to 504 code for a protein of 167 amino acids. The transcript has a single exon. The record is from RefSeq and is a predicted model, not a curated record. NCBI's taxonomy places the organism in Eukaryota, Metazoa, Arthropoda, Insecta, Coleoptera, Tenebrionidae.
AUGGAAAGAAAGGACCAAAGACGAAGGACGAAAAGGAGGAAGGAAAGAAAGGACCAAGGACGAAGGACGAAAAGGAGGAAGGACGAAGGACGAAGGAUUAAGAACGAAUCACAAAGAACGAAAAGGACGAAGGACGAAAAGGACGAAGAACGAAAAGGACGAAGGACUUACAGAAUGAAAGAUAAAAGGACGAGGGACAAAAUGGACGAAGGCGGAAAAGAACGAAAAGGACGAAGGGCUUACAGAACGAAAGAUAAAAGGACGAGGAACGUAAAGGACGAAGGACGAAAAGGACGAAGAACGAAGGACAAAAACGACGAAGGACGAAAAAGACGAAGGACGAAAAGGAGGAUGGACGAAAAGUACGAAGGACGAAAAGGACGCAAUGGACGAAAAGGUGGAAGGACGAAAGACGAAGGACUAAGGACGAAAGACGAAGGACUAAGAACCAAGGACAACGGACGAAAAGGACGAAGAAAGACGGAUGAAAAGAACGAAGGAUGA